CUUUACUGAAUCUGUUCGGGAGCGGAGUCCUGCUUGACGUGGAGAGUCUUGUAACUUGUUUCGGUCUCGACACUUCAGGAGCAUCCACACAUGUCCCCAAAGGUCUAUAAAAGAACUAUGACCUCAGUGUUUGGAGCUGGUUCCUACUAACAGAAGGAAGAGCACCAUGUGUGUCGACUGGGAUAUGAUCAUCUUCCAGCCGUAGGUGGUGUGCCUGCCCACCCCUGGCUAGCACCUCCUGCCUACUGCAACACUUGGCAAAGCUCUGGGAUUUAUCUGUACACUGCCUCUAUGCAAGACCAGUCAUUGAUAUCCAGCUCACUUUGGAUAUUUUAAUAAGAGACUCUUUGAUGCAUACUUGUAUGUGUUGACAUAUUGUGUACAAAAGCAGAAGCAGAUCCUAUUAUAUUUUGGUAUUUUCAUUGUUUGAGGAGAUCCAUCAUUGUAUAGAUAAAAAGGUAUAAGUUUUCAGAGAAAUAUAUCAAAGUCAUUAUUGGCUGUAACCAAGGUUGUAACCUUUGUCUGAGGGUCAAAGGGACUUUGUUAUUGUGAUAAAUUACAGGAUUACAGAUCCCAGUAACAUCUGUUAUAUUCCACAACUUCCAUCAACCAAUUAGGCUUGCGCUGUUUGACAAUAACGAUGAUGAUGAAAGAGCACCAUCUAGAAGGAACCAAAAAUUUUCAAUAAGGAAACAAGUUGAAUGUGGAGUAUAGAGCCAGCAGCCUAGUUUGUCUCAGAGUUCGGCAACUGCUACGCAUUAAUUCAACUGUGAUAAUUGUUGGAGAUAUCCCUCCCUACUAAUGUGCAAAGUGGACAGGGGAUGAAUUUGUUGUACCUGUGAACAUAAGCCAUUACAGUAUCAUUUUCAUUUAUUUGUUUUCAUUUUCAGUCAUAAUUAUUUCAUAUAUUUAUAUUGAUUAUUUAUAAGGAUGAUGAUGAUGAUGAUGAUGAUGACCUAAUGUUACUUUGUUAAGAGUUUCCUUGAAAAGGUUUUAUUUAGGGGGGUGGGGUGAUCUCCUUUUCAAGUGUGUGCGACUGACUGUUAAUUGUAAGUUUUCCUUAGCGGAAAUAACCCAACUCUUGUGAUACACAGACCGAACGAGGUGUUUAAUAGCUUCACUGGAGGCUUGGAAGUCUCUUUUUUAGUGGUUAGUUAACACUUUUUGCUAAAUAAUUAGACCAGUCUCUCAUUUUGAGAAGACAAUAAAGGCUUGAUUAGCAAUAUUCUAUAUAACUGAGACGCAGGACUGCAAAGUAGUUUAUAGGUAGGUUUUAGUAGUCAGUCAUACUGUUUAUGUAAGACAAAGAAACUAUUUUGACUUCCUAUUGGUAAAUCAUGUGAAUGAAAAAAUCCUGUCUUGACAUACAUGGCUCAUUGGACAUUUAUGAGAUCAAAAUUUUUAUUCUGAAGCUUUUGUGUGUAUUAGUGUGUUUAUAUUGUGAAACAAGAGUCCCAAGUCUAGCAUUACAAAUUUCAAAAAUAAUUCCAUUAGAAGAGAUAAAAUAAGGUUGAAGGAAAGAUUGAUAACUGUGUUUAAACAUCUGAAUAGAUGUUUUAGAUUGCUUUUUGGAUAUGUAAGCUAUAAGAAGACUUAGGUUUAAGUCUAGAUUACUGAUUGAUGUUGGAAAAGAUUGUGUUAUUUGUCUGGAAUGGUUCUUGUAGGCCAUUAUCAUAUGGGUGUGGUGCUGGGGCGCGGGAGGUUUGGUUGGGUGUCACGAGCCACCCACCACAUCAUCGGACGGCCAGUUGCGGUGAAGCACCAGCCAUGGGCAGUUGAUGGAAUCAGUUGUGGUGGUGAGGCUGGUGAACACAAAGACUGCCAGCAUGUGGAGGUGACAAAGUGCCGUGCUGCACUAGAGAAUGAAGCAGCUCUCCUGGCUCGAAUCUCGCACCCAUCUAUCGUGGCACUGAUGGAGGUCGUACGUGGUCCUUCUGGUGUGUACGUGUGCUUAGAGGAUCUGGGAGACACAAACCUUGCCACAUUGGUAUUACAACACUUUGAGAGCAAAAACACUGGACUUGGUGAAUCUUUUACAUCAACAGUAUUUAGGCAAGUGGCAGCUGGCUUACACCACUUGCACAGUCAAGGGAUAUUGCAUCGUGAUGUAAAGCCAGAGAACAUAAUGGUGGUUCCUGGCACAAAAUAUGUUGCUCCAGUUGCAAAACUGAUUGACUUGGGUUUGGCUAUGGCAUGGGAACCUUCAUCUCCCCUCAAUACUGCACGGACAUGUGCUGGGACUGUCAAUUAUUUAGCCCCAGAACUUACCUUGUCAGCACACAAUUAUGGCCCUGAGAUAGAUGUAUUCAGCCUGGGAGCCUCUCUCUACUUUACCCUUAUUGGAGAGACUCCCUUUAUCGAAUACAAGCGCAAUGGAAGACGGGGCACAACUGCAGUCUAUGGCCUCCAACUACAUCAUGAGGAUGCAAUAGACACUCUGUCACGGCAGGCAGGUGUUGUGCUGCAUGCCAUGAUGGACACCAACCCCAAGACAAGAUGGAAUCUGCCAAAUCUCCUAGAUUAUAUCUGGUUCAAUAUUCCAUAUAAAGACCUUCAAAAGCGCAAAGAAGGGUACCUCUUCAAGAACAAGAACUCAAGUGAAAGAAAGAACAACAGCAAGGCAAGUGAAUUCAAGAACUCAAGCACAGACUCAGAGGAAGACUUAGGUUAUGCAUCAAGGUUUAGGGGUUCCCGGAUGAGGUCCAACUUUGCACAUGGUUAUGGACCAAACAAUAGUGGGAUUAGUAGUGAGUUAAGUGAGAGUUACAACAGCUGUGAUGACGUUAGUACUUACAACAACAGGAAGCAGAGCUACUGGGUUGACAAACAGUGUGUUGAACUGGUUUCAUCUCUCUUGAAAAAAGAUGCUGAAGAUGUGUUGCAUAAACUGUGGGAGGAACCUUGGGGUCCUGUUGGUGGUAUGUACAAUUUGCUGCUUCAUGCUGGGGAGCCUCCUUGCCUUGAACAUAAUUAGCUUAGCAAUGCUGAUGUUGUCUUAACUAGUUAAGACUUCAGAUACCAGAAACAACCAUGAGGCAUUCAUUGGACAAAGAUUUUGAUGAAAGAGAAAUACAUCCUAAAGAAAGAGCGGAAAA
Penaeus vannamei (Pacific white shrimp) is the source of this 3095-nucleotide messenger RNA. RefSeq lists its product as uncharacterized. NCBI's taxonomy places the organism in Eukaryota, Metazoa, Arthropoda, Malacostraca, Decapoda, Penaeidae. Gene Ontology annotation, molecular function: ATP binding; protein kinase activity. The record is from RefSeq and is a predicted model, not a curated record. Gene Ontology annotation, biological process: protein phosphorylation.